Molecule: messenger RNA, 1846 nt
Organism: Macroventuria anomochaeta
Lineage: Eukaryota; Fungi; Ascomycota; Dothideomycetes; Pleosporales; Didymellaceae
Product: alpha/beta-hydrolase
Exons: 6
Coding region: 290-1582 (430 amino acids)
Source: RefSeq, a predicted model, not a curated record
ACCCGUUUUGGCUUACACGGCAAGCCUAUUGGCGUACAAUAAGGUCCAAGUUGACAAGUUCGGAGACUUUGAGGACAAGCAACUCACUGUCGAAGAUUUUUGAGUCCUAGAGACAUGUGUAGUCGUGCAUAUCUUCGUCUUGUCGAACCUCUCUGUCAAGAUUUAGCGGUCGUUCAAGAUGCUGCUUGACAUCACUUUAAGCUAUGUUGCCGUUUUCAUGCAUGUUUGUUGACCGUCGAGCAGGUACAGAGUGAGAGGGGUGCUGCAGGAUUGUGCAUCGUGCGAAGUGAUGACGAAGAAAGAUAGGCGGCGGAAAGAGCUUCGGCGACCGGGAGCCAAGCACACCGGCAGCCUUGCCCAAGGAGCAAUCGCCUCUAACUUCGCUUUCUUUCGCUGCAACACUACAACCAUCGACAUGGGUAUCGGCGGCGGCAUUGCCGUUACAAUUUCAUUCAUCAGCUGUAUAUGGCUGCCUGCCACCCUUUUGUGUUGCUUGCCAUGGGUACAGAAGCAGAUGCUGUACCUGCAUUGGGUCACAAUGUUUCCUGGCAAAUGGCUCGAGGAGCCUGAAAGAGCAGGGUUUCUGAAGAACCAGGUCGCGCCUUUCCGCAUCGCAACCAAAGAUGGUCACAGACUCUUCACGUGGCUCGUUGCACCACUGGGUGUAUAUGCAAGACAUCUGAAAGACUUCAUACAAGGGCAGUCUGGUAUCCAAGAUGUCACCGAGAAACUUACGUUCCGGUUAUUGCGAGACGACCCGGAAGCGCGGCUGCUGAUCUACUUUCACGGCAAUGCGGCAACGCUUGGGCAGCAGAGACGUACUGAAGAGUACAGAUCCUACGCCUCUGGUGCGUGCGAGAAGGUCUUCGUACUGGCGUUCGACUAUCGUGGCUUUGGAAAGUCUAGUGGAGUGCCCUCAGAAGCUGGUCUCAGGAACGAUGCAGAAGCUGUCGUCGACUGGGCGUUGAACGUCGCAAAGAUUCCACCAAAUCGCAUCGUUCUUCUUGGCCAUUCAUUAGGGACAGCAGUUGCAACGGCUGUGGCAGUGCAGUAUGCUGAAAUGGGUGUCCAAUUUGCAGGCAUCAUCUUGUGUGCUGCCUUCACGAACGCAGGCAGUGCGUUUGCCUCUUAUUCCAUUGGUGGCGUCAUACCGGUGCUCGCUCCUGUCAAGAUGAUCCCAGCUGUCCAAAACUGGUUCAGUCGCAAGAUGCAGGACACAUGGCGGACUGACGUUCGCUUAGCUGCACUUACUCGCAAAUACUCCAACAUGCGACUAGUCUUCGUACAUGCUGAAGACGACGGUACGAUGCCAUGGAACCAGACCGAAGAGCUGUUCAAGUCAACACUCAAAGCUGCGACUGAACCAAGUGCGGAUGACGAUGCCUGGAGUGCGCCAACGCCGAAGUACGAAGCGGUCGAUCUGGGCGAGGCUGGCAGACAGGAAAUCUGGGAAACCGCUGUUGCGCGCAUCGAGAAGCUCAUAGCCAAGCAUGGAGACCACAACCAGAUGAUGACAUGGAGUCCAAUCGCCCUUGCAAUUCUCCAGACUUUCGGGUUGACGGCUUCGACCACGCGCUUGUAGGGUCUUGGAUCUGAGUCUAUUUGCGUAAUUCUGCGCUCACCAGACCGACUCUUCCGCGCAUGUGAGAACCAGCGUCGAAGAACGCACGCCUCAGGCUCACGAUUUGCAGCACAGCGGCAACGACGCAAUGUCUGCAAAAGCAACGCAUGAUUAAUGCGAUAGGUGCGGGUCCAAGGGUCUUACAAAGCCCGCUACUCCCAAGCGCUGGCGGCUUCCAAGAUGUCUCGGUGGACUUGUGCGUCACUUGCUUUUGACCCUCUCAUG